Messenger RNA from Leguminivora glycinivorella, 2379 nucleotides. RefSeq lists its product as uncharacterized. Gene Ontology annotation, molecular function: nucleic acid binding. Lineage: Eukaryota; Metazoa; Arthropoda; Insecta; Lepidoptera; Tortricidae. The transcript is spliced from 5 exons. Bases 1 to 2379 code for a protein of 792 amino acids. The record is from RefSeq and is a predicted model, not a curated record.
AUGAGUUUUGGCUGCCCAGGUGAAAAGAAGAUUGAAGUAGAAGUGCAUAUACCUUCUGCCAGUGCCGUGCACACCCUCCAGAAGUUACCACGAGACAAACGGAACCAGACCAUGCGGAAAAGAUGCGUUAUUGGAGCGUACUACUGCGUCCAAGAGCAGCCGACAGAGGGCGCUUUGGAAGGAAGGCUCCGGCAGCGAACAAUCUACAUCCGUGACGUCACGGAAGGGUAUGGUGCAAGUGAAUGGAUGAUACAGUUUGCAAAAGAAGACGUAGACUCACGACGCGAGUUUGUCCAAACCAAAGGCUUGUGUUUCAAUUGUUUAGGUGGAUUCCAUUCAGCAAAGGUAUGCCAAAAUCCUACCCCAUGUCGAGUCUGUAAACGUCGCCACCACUCAUUACUUCAUCCCAAGAAUGGUCCUGGUACCAGUGUUUCUUCCGACGAGGUAACAGAAAGUACAACUAAUGUUGGUACAGUGGAGGAGAGCACUGAAGAGUUAACUGAAUUAUCUGACUCUGAGAUAACCAACAUCACAGCUUGUUUCUCUUCGGGGGAUGAUGGUCAGGUAUUGUUACCCACUGCAGUUGUGGGAGCUCAGUCGAAGAAUAAUGAGUACUAUCCUGUUCGAGUAAUGAUAGAUCCUUGUUCUCAAGCUUCAUUUAUUACGGAGGCAGCUGUUCAAUAUCUGGGAUUGAAACGUAUACCAAUACGCAGUAAUAUUUUUGGUCUGGGGGGAGAAAAGAAUGCAACUCCAAAGUGGAGAGUAAUACUUAACUUACAAUCGUUAGUACACCCUGAAGAAAGGCUUUCAGUAAAGGCAUAUGUACUGAACAAAAUUACCACCAUAAUGCCAGCAAAGAAAGUAGUAAACUUGGGCUCUAUAGACGUCACUGGAUUACAAUUGGCUGAUCCAAAUUAUCACACACCUAACAAGAUUGAUGUCUUAUUAAGCGCUGUGGUUUAUAGCCAGAUUGUUGCAGGUGAGGUAAAGAAAAAUAAAGAAAAAACACUGGUAGCCCAAGCCACUUCGUUGGGUUGGAUUAUAGCAGGAGAAACUGGAUGCAACCAAAAUGCAUCCAACGUAUCUGUGUUUCACACUUACCUGGUUGAAGAUGAUCUUCUGAAGAGAUUCUGGGAAUUAGAGUCUGACGUUUCUAUGGUUAAAAGUCGUUUAUGGACUGAAGAAGAGAAAAAGUGCGAACAAAUAUUUGCAGAUUCAACUACUAGAGACGACACGGGAAGGUAUAUUGUAAGACUUCCGUUUGAUGAUGAUGACCCUAGCUGCAAAUAUGGCCAUUCAAGAGAUGUGGCAGAAAACAGAUUUUAUGCUCUAGAGAGGAGAUUAAACAAAAACCCUGAACUGUGCUCCCAAUAUAAAAAUGUGAUCGAUGAAUAUUUACAAUUAGGACAUAUGGAAAAAGUACCUGAAAAAGAGAAAUAUAAAAUAGACGCCGUAUACUUGCCCCACCACGCAGUUGUUAAAAAGGAGAGGGAAACUACCAAGGUGAGGGUGGUCUUCGACGCGUCCUGCAAAGGUAAGAAUGGAGUGUCUUUAAAUGAUAACCUUUUGAUUGGACCGAAACUACAGCCAGAUUUACGACAUUUAGUGUUGCGUUGGAGAUUAUAUCCCAUGUCUCUAGUAGCUGAUAUUGUGAAGAUGUAUAGACAGGUCAAGGUCAAAGAAGAAGAUGCAGACUUUCAAAGGUUAUUAUGGAGAGAUAGUCCUGAUUCAGUGCUACAAGAUUAUCGACUACUAAGAGUAACUUUUGGCACUGCUAGUGCACCAUAUUUAGCGGUCAAGGCUUUGCAACAAACAGCUCUAGAUGAAGGAGAAAAUUAUCCUUUAGCCACUGAAAGAGUAAGUAAAGAGUUCUAUAUGGAUGACCUUAUGACAGGUUGCGAAACUGAAGAAGAAGGGAUUCAAAUUUAUAGAGAGAUGAACGAAUUACUGGGAAAGGCUGGAUUUAUUUUACAGAAAUGGACUACUAGCAACAACAACUUAUUGGAGAUGAUUAAAAAGGAGAAAAACGAAGUAGGAAGUGGAAUAGAAAUAAAGCAAGACGAAAUAAUCAAAAUUUUAGGACUUACCUGGAAUCGAGAGAGUGAUGAAUUUCACUAUGCAGUUUCACUUCCACCCAUGAAAUUACCGGGUGCCUCCAGGGAACUUAAUUUAUUGUUACAAGCGGAGAACAGGAACAUGUUUGCAGAAAUUGCAGAAGCUUUAGCAACCCAAGGCACCAUUUGGCAUUUUAUUCCACCACAUGCUCCCAAUUUCGGCGGUCUGUGGGAAGCAGGCAUCAAAUCAGCGAAGUACCACCUAAAAAGAGUUAUAGGUGAAUCUACGUUGACGUAUGAAGAAAUGGCUACGAUGCUGGCUUAA